AUGACACAUUGUUGCAAUUUGCAAAACCCACAAAUCCUAAAACCCUCCUUCAACCUCCCAAGAUUUUGACACUUUCCCCCUUCCAUGGCUUCCCUAUUCAGAAUUUCCCGAAAAUGUCGUCUUCCUUCUUCAUUUUCUCUCUCCGGAAACCUCACACAUCGGAAAUGGUUACCUCUUCUCCGACCACUUCGAUGCUUCCAAGAAUCCCCGACCCAAUUUCGUGCUCACUCUUCUGAAACGACAAAGGUCCGAUCACCGUUCGAUUCCAAUAUUAUACGAAUUCUUCGCACCGAGGUCGAAUAUCAGUCUGAAUAUGCUCCGCCUGAAGAGCCUCCCGCAAGUUUCAAUAUAUUUUCAGUUGAACACCGCCCAGGUGAGCAAUUUGUAAGGCUCCGAUGCAAGUUUGGUGAAAAAGAAGAUAUCAAAAUUGAGGCUACUAUGUUUGAUGGUUGUGUAUCCGACCCAAAACCCGGGGACGAUGCUGAUGGCGAAGACAUUCGUCUUCACAUAAGCUUACUGGUUGACAUAUACAAGGGAGAGGGAUCUGAUGGAUUAGGAUUUGUGUGCUCCGCAUGGCCAGAUGGCUUGGAGAUCAUGAAAGUCUACAUGCUUCGUGGCAACAAAUUUCUGCCUAAAGCUCAUAUGGGGCCUAAUAUAAGAAACUUGGACCCCAAGCUCCGUAAGGCACUUCAUCAAUACUUGGAAGCAAGAGGGGUGAAUGAUGAACUUUCUGUUUUCUUGCAUCAGUACAUGUUCAACAAGGAUAGAACUGAACUCCUGAGAUGGUUAGAAACGGUGAAGUCUUUUGUCGAACUGUAGAGUGCCUUUCUGGCUUCCCCUGGAAGAUCAAUUGUAUGGUAAUGACAUUGAUACUGUUUAGACUUUAGGGGGUAUAAAAUGUUCCUUAACAUAAAUGAUUUGUUCAUAAUAUACAAAGUAUUCCUCAAAUUCUUCUUUUCAUAUUACUUGCUUGCUGAAUAUUGACGAAAUUGACAAUUUUUGAGGUUUAAUACUUAA
This is a messenger RNA of Spinacia oleracea (spinach), 1017 nucleotides long. RefSeq lists its product as uncharacterized. The transcript has 3 exons. Lineage: Eukaryota; Viridiplantae; Streptophyta; Magnoliopsida; Caryophyllales; Amaranthaceae. Gene Ontology annotation, cellular component: mitochondrial matrix. The record is from RefSeq and is a predicted model, not a curated record. The coding region runs from base 85 to 819 and encodes 244 amino acids.